AUUGUUUAUUUUUUAAGAUUUGACAAAUGCGUUUCAGAAAUUGGUUAUUACGCCUAGUGUAAAAUCGGAAGAUUUUAAAAAUUCUCUGCUGAAAGCUAUGCAAGAAAACGGUUUGGAAGCUGAAUUAAAAAAUACCAUAUACAGAUUCGUGAAAUCCAAAAAACGAGAAAACAACACGUACGAUGCAUUUUUCAGAAAAUGUCAAAUUCAUUGGGAUAAAAGAAUUCACAAGUCAUUAAAUUCUAUGUGUAAUGAGCUAGGAAUAAGUCUGGCAAAACCGCGAACAACAAACGACAAAGAAGAGAUUUUGAGUAAAUGGACGGAAUUGAGUAACUACGAAAAAUGCAACUUAUAUUUAACACAUCCUUUAUUAUUGGACAGUUUAUCGACAAUCAAUUUCUAUCCAGAAUCAGUUAAAGAAGCUUUAGGUACUUUAAAGACUAGGGGAAGUACCGGUUGGCAGUUCAGUCAAAUACCCCUCAAAGUAAAAAAUUUGGGUGAUUUGAGAAGUUUUUAUUCGGAGCUUUCACGAGGGGAACAAAUAUUAACAGCUACUAAUUCACUAGUAAUGACACAUAGUUUUGCACAAUUCGAAGAAGAAAGAAUAAACUUAGGAGAAAAAGUGUUACUUAAAAAUUAUGCCCCCAUAGCGCAAGAGUUCUUAAAAAAGGGAUGUCCGAGAUGCUUACGGGCCAGAAUAUGGAGUUUACUGUUAGGAUCCGAGGUUAAGGAAUAUGAAUACGCGUAUUUUCAAUCCCUAAAAGAGCACGUACUACAAUAUGAUUUGAUGAUCGAUAAACUCAUCAUUAAGGAUAUCACUUUGACAGCCUCUAACGAUGAUCAAUAUUUUGUAUUUGAAGAUGUACUCUAUCAGGUAAUGCUAUGUUUUUCAAGAGAUUCAGAAAUUUUAAAGAACCUUCCUACACAACCCGCCUUUAUGCAGGUAGUCAUAAAGGGAAAAACAGGCACACCGGAAAGCACUAAUACUACUAUAGUUUUUCCUCCAAGUGGAGUUAUUCCUUUUCAUGGAUUUUCCAUGUAUGCUGCCCCAUUUUGUUACAUUUACGACGAUCCCGUCCAUUUGUACUUCUCGUUUAGAGCAUUCUACCUGAGAUAUUGGCAUAGGUUGCACAGAGUUUGUGGAAAUUCUCAAGGUGUAGUGGCUCUUUGUCUGCUAUUCGAGAAGCUGCUUCAAUGUUUCGAUCCACUGUUGUGGAAUCAUUUCAGGAAAUACCACGUUCCUCCCUUAAGACUCGUAAUAAAAUGGAUAAUGCGUGCUUUCAGCGGUCAUCUGCCUCCAGAACAGUUACUCUCCUUAUGGGAUCUAGUGUUGGCAUACGACUCUUUGGAAAUCAUCUCGUUAUUGGCUGUAGUCAUACUUAUUUUUAGAAGAGAUAAUCUACUUAAAGUUACUACAUUACAAAAUAUAGAGGCAGUUCUAGCUGAUCUCUCUAGUAUAGCUGUUAUACCUUUACUACAAAUGGCACUAAUGAAAGACCUAUGAUCUAGAAUAGUUUAAAAACGAUACUCUACUUCUGAGAAAAGCUAAUACAAUUACAAAAUCAACAAGUUUACAGUAUGGGUAUUUCAGAAUAGACGGUUCUUGAAUUUUGCAUCAGUAAUGACAUAUUUUAUUAUUAUUAAGGAAAUUUCUACAAAGUUUCCUCAUUUCAAGCUUCUAUUUUUUCGAUUAAAGCACAUUUUUAUUUAAUAGCUUUUACCAUUUCGUGAAUAUCUCUCUUACUGAAUUUAUUAUUAUCUAUUUCCUUGAUUAUCCCCUCUUUGGUCUAAUUUUCUUUUUGGCCGCAUGUUCUUCUGAUUGCAUCGUUUUCAUUGUUAAAAUUUAUUUUCUAAUUUAAGUCCCACUAACGCUACUUAUAACUGCAAUGUGUCUAAUUCUAAGGACCUUUUUAAAAGUAGAAAUAUUGUAUAAUGUUGCCUACUUAUCUGAUACUUGUUUUUCCUUUAAACAUCUGCUACACAAUCUACUAAGCAUUUCUGAUAUUUUUGAAAGUCCAUAUUUUACUUAUUUAGAUUAUAUUCUCGAUAUUAUAUGCUUUCGAUACUAUUCUGAUUUUCGUAGCUAUAAGGGAUUUGAAUAUUUUUUGUCUACCUAUCUAAAUAUACUUCAGAUUCUUCUUGUAAACAUGAAUCCACUAAUUUACGCUGCUUCGUGUGGUCUUGUAAAAGUUCAUUAAAAUGAAGCAUGUAUUAAAUUUAGUUGCAGUUUAAAACGGUAAAAAUUAUAAUUUUAUUAAAUCAGAUCAUAGGUCUGUACUAAAGUGCGUCCUAUCGAAAGAUUGUUUGAGAAAUAAAUGUUUUAGAAAGCUU
Molecule: messenger RNA, 2331 nt
Organism: Diabrotica balteata
Lineage: Eukaryota; Metazoa; Arthropoda; Insecta; Coleoptera; Chrysomelidae
Source: the annotation of a GenBank genome assembly